AUGGCCGACGAGAAACCCAAGGAAGGAGUCAAGACUGAGAACAACGAUCAUAUUAAUUUGAAGGUGGCGGGGCAGGAUGGUUCUGUGGUGCAAUUUAAGAUUAAGAGUCAUACCCCACUUAGUAAACUAAUGAAAGCUUAUUGUGAACGACAGGAUACAUCUGCACAGUUGGAAAUGGAGGAUGAAGAUACAAUUGAUGUGUUCCAGCAGCAGACAGGACGUGUCUUCUCAAAUAAACACAGAGGAGCCUGCUGUUUUACUCCAGAACUCUGA
Messenger RNA from Elephantulus edwardii (Cape elephant shrew), 273 nucleotides. RefSeq names its product small ubiquitin-related modifier 2-like. NCBI's taxonomy places the organism in Eukaryota, Metazoa, Chordata, Mammalia, Macroscelidea, Macroscelididae. The record is from RefSeq and is a predicted model, not a curated record. Gene Ontology annotation, molecular function: protein tag activity; ubiquitin-like protein ligase binding. Gene Ontology annotation, biological process: protein sumoylation. Gene Ontology annotation, cellular component: nucleus. The coding region runs from base 1 to 273 and encodes 90 amino acids. The transcript has 2 exons.